GACCGGAAGUCGCGUUCUUGUAUUUGUCAGUAGACUGAACUUUACAAACCAGCUAUUACUGUAGCAGCAAAGGCCCUUUUUUUAGUCCGUGAGUGUCGUUUUCGAAAUAUAUUUUCCCUCCUGCUACGAGCAUGGAACCUAAUGAUGCAGGCCGAGGAGGAUGGAGGUCCAAGCCUAUCCAGCCACAGAAAAACAAGAUGAACAUGAAUAUUCUCCGUCAAGAGAAGCUGAUCGCUCAAAAGAAGAAGGAGAUUGAGGCCAGAAUGGCAGAGCAGGCAAAAAUGACUGUACAAACCCCAAGCAAACCCCUUCCUCCGAGUUUCCCCAGUCUUCAAGGACCUUCUUCAAACAAGUUUUUAAAUGAUGGAAGCUUCUUACAGCAGUUCAUUAGGAUGCAGAAGGACAAACCCAACAAUGGUUCCACCAGUGAAACCAAAACUCCCACAACCUCAGCUUCAUCACCAGGAGGAAACGCACUGCAGAAAAAGAGCAUUCUGGUUGGCAAGCGGCCUGGCCUUGGAGUCAGUAGCAUGCUUAGUCAGUUCAAAAACUACUCCCACUCCAAGAAGAAUCCUGUUCUCAGCCAGAGGCCGAGUGUAUUUUGUUCUCCAGAUGAGGAAGAUGAGGAAGAAGAGGAUGAUUACUCCAGAUUCUUAGAAAUGAAAGUCUCUCCCCCAGAGGAUUCAGACACCAGACUCAUUAUCGACAAGAUGGCCUCUUUUGUGGCGGAGGGAGGAGCUGAGCUGGAGAGAAAGGCCAAGGAGGACUACAAGGACAAUCCUGUUUUCUCAUUUUUAUAUGAUAAGAGCAGCAUGGAGUAUCUCUACUUCAAAAACAGAGUUGCCGAAUUGAGAAAGAAUUUGCCAAGAUCUGAGAACACAUCAGAUAAUGUCUCCCCCCCAGUGGACGCGGAAACCCAGCAGUUGGCUGAGAAGCUGGCCAGGUUUGUGGCGGAGGGUGGCCCCGAGGUGGAAGCCAUCGCUGCUGAGCGUAACCGAGAAAACCCUGCUUUCAGUUUUUUAUAUGACCACCAAAGUCCAGCCCACCGCCUCUACAAAGAGAAACUACAGGAGUAUCGCGCUGCAGCAUCCCAGAGCUCUUCACUUCCAGCAGCAGAGUCGGGGACAGAUCCUCAGCGAUCAGCUGCUCCACCAAUAUCAGGAAUCCCACAACCCCACAAUCGGGAGGCAGAAACGCCACCUGUGAAACGGAAGAGAAAGAGUAGAUGGGGGUCUGAGGAUGACAAAGUCGAGUUGCCCAUUCUUCCCAUCAUUAUUCCUCAGGAGCUUAAUGUUCCGGACCCUCACACACCCUCUCUCUCUGCCCAGGAGCUGAGAGGUCUCGGUUAUAAGAAGGGGAAGCCUCUUGGUCUGGUAGGAGUGACAGAACUAUCUGAGGACCAGAAGAAACAGCUCAAAGAACAACAAGAGAUGCAAGAGCUGUAUGAAAUGAUCAUGAAGCACAAGCGUGCGAUGGCAGAGAUGCAGAUAAUGUGGGAGAAGGCCAUCAGAGACCACCAACAUGAAUACGACAGUGAUGAAGAAGUGGACCAGCAGUCGGGCACCUGGGAGCAUAAUCUCCGACACAUGGAAAUGGAGAAGACCCGCGAGUGGGCAGAAUCUCUGACAGAAAUGGGUAAAGGGAAACAUUUUAUUGGUGACUUCCUGCCUCCUGAGGAGCUGGAUAAGUUCAUGGAGACUUUCAAGGCACUGAAGGAUGGCCGAGACCCAGACUACUCAGAAUACAAAGAGUUCAAGUUGACGGUGGAGAAUCUCGGUUUCCGGAUGCUUAUGAAGAUGGGCUGGAAGGAAGGCGACGGCCUGGGCAGUGACGGACAGGGCAUUAGGGCUCCUGUUAACAAGGGAAUUACCGCUAUGAACGGAGCCGGGUUUGGAGUUGACCGUCCCGCUGAACUCUCAAAAAAUGACGAUGAGUAUGAUGCUUUUAGAAAGCGGAUGAUGCUUGCUUACCGCUUCAGGCCAAACCCACUGAAUAAUCCACGGAGACCAUAUUACUGAUGUAGAGGACUGUUUUUGUUUAUACUUGUUCUUGUUUAUCAUAACUUAAAAGCUGUUUUCUGCAGCUGCCACAGCUCUGCUUGCUUGUGAAAUGGAAAUUUUUAAAUUUGAAGUGUGUGACAAGUAGAAAUAUUGGUAGAUUCUCUAUGUUUGAGGUUUGAGGAUUUCGGUUAUAAAAAAACAAAAUCUAAAAUGUUUUCUUUAAAUAAUUGCUCAUUUUUGUUACAUUUCAAUUUAAUAUCGCAACAACUUAAAAUAUGUAGACUUACAUCGCCUCACUUCUGGAAUUAAUUUCACUCUUCAGUUUGUGUUACCAUUUUGUUCACUUUAAGAGCUUGACUUGACUUUGCAUUCCCAACUAUAUAACACGGUUCUGUAUUAGUACACAAUAUUUUGUAUUAAUUUUACAUUGAGUUAUUUCUCGCACUGUGCUAUAACUAAUUUCUGAUUCCUGUCAUGCAUCAGUGUUCACAAUAAAGAAAAAUGGUCACUUACUGAAACGUGGAGUUGUCACAGAU
Molecule: messenger RNA, 2536 nt
Organism: Cottoperca gobio
Lineage: Eukaryota; Metazoa; Chordata; Actinopteri; Perciformes; Bovichtidae
Gene: sugp1
Product: SURP and G patch domain containing 1
Exons: 14
Coding region: 132-2018 (628 amino acids)
Biological process (GO): RNA processing
Cellular component (GO): nucleoplasm
Molecular function (GO): RNA binding
Source: RefSeq, a predicted model, not a curated record